CGGGCGGCGCAGAGAACGCCGGGGCCACGCUUGGGCUGCUGGGAAGGGGCGGAGCGCGGCCGCGCCGGCGCGUCGAGCCAGAAGCAGCCGCCGGGAUGGACGUGUUUCUCAUGAUCCGGCGUCACAAGACCACCAUCUUCACGGACGCCAAGGAAUCGAGCACCGUGUUCGAGCUGAAGCGCAUCGUCGAAGGCAUCCUUAAGCGGCCGCCGGACGAGCAGCGGCUGUAUAAGGAUGACCAGCUCCUCGAUGACGGAAAAACUCUGGGCGAGUGUGGCUUCACUAGCCAGACAGCACGGCCACAGGCCCCAGCCACAGUGGGCCUGGCCUUCCGAGCAGAUGAUGCCUUUGAAGCCCUGCGCAUUGAGCCCUUCUCCAGUCCUCCAGAGCUUCCAGAUGUUAUGAAGCCACAGGAUUCUGGAGGAAGUGCCAAUGAACAAGCUGUGCAGUGAGGGCCCCAGGCCCCACCCCCUAGAGACCCAUUUCCCCAAUAAAAAAAAAGAUUUGGCUGUC
Meriones unguiculatus (Mongolian gerbil) is the source of this 513-nucleotide messenger RNA. RefSeq names its product elongin B (gene Elob). The transcript has 4 exons. Gene Ontology annotation, cellular component: VCB complex; elongin complex. Lineage: Eukaryota; Metazoa; Chordata; Mammalia; Rodentia; Muridae. Gene Ontology annotation, molecular function: protein binding. The record is from RefSeq and is a predicted model, not a curated record. Gene Ontology annotation, biological process: transcription elongation by RNA polymerase II. The coding region runs from base 96 to 452 and encodes 118 amino acids.